Molecule: messenger RNA, 636 nt
Organism: Candidula unifasciata
Lineage: Eukaryota; Metazoa; Mollusca; Gastropoda; Stylommatophora; Geomitridae
Source: the annotation of a GenBank genome assembly
UGGUGUCCCCUUGUUGAAUCUGACCUACUUGAAAGAUGAUGACAAAAAGAUCAAACCUGCAUUUUAUGACCUCAGAGAUUACUCACUGGAUACUCCAUAUUCUGCCAGCACAAUCAGGUUUGGAAAAUUACAGUCAAACAGAAAUGCAACAAGACCAGAUGGGGUACCAGAACUGAGACUUGAAGAUGCAAGACCUGAAUCCUACAGGAGACCAGACAAGCAGCAGACAGUGUGGGAUAAAGACCCUGUCCCUGUGACAGUUUCCCAGCCGUCUGCAAGGUACAAGCAAAUGUACCAGCAGUACUCGGAUGAAAUGAAGCAGUCCUACAGAGAUCAUGUCAAUGCCAGCAAGCAGGAUCUUAAUGGUGAAAUAGAAGACAGUGUUCAACAUCAAAGUGAUGGCAUGCAUUCUAAAAACCCAACUUUGCAACGCUACACGGACAUGAAACAACUCAAGAAGAAGGAUGCUGAAGAAUUAUUGGAGAAAAAUAAAAAACUCAAGCUGGUUGAAACAGUCAUGAUAGAUCAGAUGUCAAGGGCAGUAAUAAGUGACACAGAACAAAAUGAGUUUCAAGCAAACAGACAUAAUUCUUCACAGAGAAGCAGAGUUACCAACAGACACUUGCAUGAUUCCAA